This is a messenger RNA of Haliotis rufescens (red abalone), 2275 nucleotides long. RefSeq lists its product as uncharacterized. The transcript has 4 exons. The coding region runs from base 207 to 1787 and encodes 526 amino acids. Gene Ontology annotation, cellular component: nucleus. Lineage: Eukaryota; Metazoa; Mollusca; Gastropoda; Lepetellida; Haliotidae. Gene Ontology annotation, molecular function: DNA-binding transcription factor activity, RNA polymerase II-specific; RNA polymerase II cis-regulatory region sequence-specific DNA binding. Gene Ontology annotation, biological process: regulation of transcription by RNA polymerase II. The record is from RefSeq and is a predicted model, not a curated record.
UGAUGCAAUCACUCAUGUACAGGUUUCCUCCACCGCAGAAUGACGUGGCGUUAUGAAUGAAACUAUUAGACCAAGCUGGCGCUGAAGUUAGAAUCUAUGCAGCGUAUCUGUUACGGAUAGCAUUGACUCGAGAGCAAGCGUCGAAGACGGGUGUAGAAGAACAACGGUAAAAAGGCGGUCAGCAGAAAUCGGACAAGGAAGUAACAAUGGAUCCCAGUGUGCAGAAACGAGUACCGGAGAUGAGCGGCGUGGUGACGGACAACCCGACAAGCUACCUGAAGACGCUUCUUGGCGACUACAGCGCGUGGAACAAGGAAAUACUCUUCCCCGACUUGGAUCAGGAAUAUGGAGAGGUUCAAGGAAGUCCCCUUGACGUGUCCGGUGCUUCCAUGGUUGACAACCAAUCAGAAAUCGAAAAGACAGGUCACGUGAUGCAUCCCAUCGAAUCAGAGAGCAAUCCAGACAUACAUAUUGGUGUGAAACAGAUUCAUUCAGUUACACCUACGAAGGCCACUGAACCAGACAGAACUAUCACCAUGGACCAAGCCUACAUCACCCAGCCUGAAACACUGACUCAGUGCGGAACGGUGGCAAACUACCAAGAGGACAAGGCCACUGAUGCUGACCUGGGUGGCAUACCUUACACAGAGUUCCUCCCUUUGUUCUCGGAAGCAAUGGGGUCACCGGACAGCAACCAAACACAGACUCAGAGGAUAAUUAUUGAAAACCCGGAACAGCUACAAACAUCGUCGCAGAUUUCAUUUACAAAUGGCGUUAAAGACGCCCAACCUGCUGCUGACUCCCCUAUAUACGAAGCUGUUCCGUUGCAACCUGAUCUUUCACAUGAUGACUUGAACCAGUUGCUGCAGUUGAUCUUUCAAUUUGAACCCGCUUACCAACCGACGCCUACUUCUGGAACGGGCACGUAUGUUAGUGUCCCAUCUGUUCCUGAUGGCACCAUAGCGCAUACCCUCUCGCCCCUGUCCGGAUCUCCAACUGCAGACUCAAUGAUGGAGUCCGGAUCCUCCAUCCCGGGAUCAACGACGGAUCCGUCUAUGAACAACACCAGGGCUGAAUGGUCUAUGGCUGAGUCGGGAUCCGCCAUCAUGGGAACACCGAUGGAUCCUUUGACCUCCAAUUCAAGUGCCGCACAUUUGGAAAUCGUGGACUUUCUGUCUGCACCCUCGCAGAAUUCUGCAGGCACCAGCCUCAUUUCCACGCAGACAAUGAUCGAUGUAACUAUGGACCUGGCAGAUCGAGGCGUCCCAUACCAACAGCACACAGCCUCGUCGUCAUUCAUCGGAGAUAUCCCGUCGCCGGAACCGGAAACGAACAGCGCCACAGCCACUGCCGCACACGAUGUAUAUACAUCUGUCUCAGUUAAAGAGGGACUGAAGUCGAAGAUUCAGCUCAAGAGGCUCCAGAGAGGAGAGAAGGAACUGAGGGUUUCCUUCCUCAACAAACCAGCUGGAAAGCUGACCGAAGAAGAAAAACAGAAGAUUGUUCUCAGAAAGCAAAAGAACAAGGAUUCCGCCAACAGGAGCCGAUUACACCGCCAGGAGAAGAUGAAGCGGCUGAUCCAGGAGAACGCCGAGGCUGAGAAAGAGGUCGAGAAACUGAGGUCAGAGGUCGAGAAGAGCACAAAGGUCAGGGACGUGUUGCAACACUGGUGGGACAGACGCAUUUGUCACUUGGCAACGGGCUUCCGGAAACCCCCGAACCAGAUGGGAAUCAAUGACUUGCUGGACGCUUUAGAGAAAUACUUGGCUUCGGAAGCCAAGGUCUGAAUUCGCAAAUAUAAUUCUGGAAAUGACAUGUCUGCGCAAACCCAAUGCACAUACGUUCAAAUACGCAUGCCCGGAAAGACACGCAACAAACUUGCAUGUCACAUGGGGCCGGUGUGAUGCCCACGCAUGAAAUGGUGGCAAGUCUUUGAUACGUCAGUGAGCAUAACGAUAACACGAGUUGUCAAUACCAUAUGUACAGCUCAAAAGAGGUACAGGACCACCCAAUUCUUUCAUAUCACUAAAGUUAAUCUGUCAUGGCAUUUUAUGGUAUGUCAUAUGAACUAUAUAGUAAUAUGAAAAAAUCAUGUGGCCCUUCACUUCAUUUGAGUAGUUUAAAAAUGUCGUACAUCCGUUGUAGAAGAACAACUCUAUUGUUAAGAAAAUCUGUUACAUAAAAUGAGUGAUCGAUACGUCGGAUGACACUGUUUUACAUACCUCUUAUGCAAGUCUUUAAUAUAUAGCAUUAAAUACAAUAAACUAAUUCGAAA